Triplophysa dalaica is the source of this 3355-nucleotide messenger RNA. RefSeq names its product coiled-coil domain containing 6b (gene ccdc6b). The record is from RefSeq and is a predicted model, not a curated record. The transcript has 9 exons. Bases 89 to 1372 code for a protein of 427 amino acids. NCBI's taxonomy places the organism in Eukaryota, Metazoa, Chordata, Actinopteri, Cypriniformes, Nemacheilidae.
CGAAUCGCUCGAAUGACUCAGAUCUGUAAAGGUCGUUGCAGAGAGUCGCUCGGUUCGUCAUCAUCCUCUCAGUGCGAUUCAGUCAGUGAUGGCGGACAGCGCGAGUGAGAGCGACACGGACGGAGGUGCCCCUCACUGCUCCUCGACCUCUUCCGUCCUCAUCUCUCCCUUCCGUCUGGAGGAGCUGAAGAACCGCCUGGCAUCCUUACAGCAGGAGAAUAAAGUGUUGAAGAUCGAGCUGGAGACCUUUAAAUUGAAGUGCAAAUCCCUUCAAGAGGAGAACAUAGAUCUGCGCAGAGCCAGCGUCACUAUGCAAGCGAGGGCAGAACAGGAGGAAGAGUUUAUCAGUAACACUCUGUUCAAGAAGAUCCAGGCCCUGCAGAAAGAAAAAGAAACGUUAGCAGUCAACUAUGAGAAAGAGGAGGAGUUCCUCACCAAUGAACUCUCACGAAAACUCAUGCAGUUACAACACGAGAAAGCCGAGCUGGAGCAGCACCUGGAACAAGAGCAGGAGUUUCAGGUGAACAAACUGAUGAAGAAGAUCAAGAAACUGGAGAACGACACCAUCUCCAAACAGCUGACUCUGGAACAGCUCAGACAUGAGAAGAUCGACCUGGAGAACACUUUAGAGCAGGAGCAGGAGGCUCUGGUGAAUCGACUGUGGAAGCGCAUGGACAAGCUGGAGGCAGAGAAAAGGAUUCUUCAGGAGAAGCUCGACCAGCCCGUCUCGGCCCCCCCGUCCCCCAGGGAAAUCUCCAUGGAGAUCGACACGCCGGAGAACAUGAUGCAGCACACCCGAUUCCUCAAGAGCGAGGUGGAGCGUCUGAAGAAGAGCCUGCGCUCAGCAGAACUUCAGCACACGGAGAAUAGGGCUCAGUAUAUAGAAGAGGACCGUCACAUGCGAGAGGAGAAUGUCCGUCUGCAGAGGAAACUCCAGCGAGAAGUGGAGCGUAGGGAAGCUCUGUGUCGACAUCUCUCAGAGAGCGAGUCCAGUCUGGAGAUGGAUGAUGAGAGGUACUUUAAUGAGAUGUCUGCUCAGGGUCUGCGUCCUCGUACAGUCUCGAGUCCCAUUCCCUACAGCCCAUCCCCGAGUUCCAGCAGACCCAUCUCACCAGGAUUGUCAUAUGCGGGUCACACAGUGGGCUUCACCCCUCCAUCCACGCUGACCCGAGCAGGCAUGUCUUAUUACAACACACCCGGCCUGCACGUCCAUGUGGGAACCUCGCACGGCACCGUGAGACCUUCCCCGAGAAGGAGCAACAGCCCGGACAAAUUCAAGCGCCCAACGCCCCCGCCUUCCCCCAACACACAGACUGUAGUGCAGCCUCACCCUCAUCCUCCUCCACCUCCCACAGCAUCAUCACAGCCAUAGGACCCUCACAGAGCCCUCACACGGACACUUGUUCAUGUGUUUUGGUUGGAUAGUUUGGAUGCAUUGACUGCACACAUCUGACGCGGAAUUGAACACCCGCCUUCAAUUUAGCAGUCUGCGCUGAUUUUAGCAAGCUCAAAUUGCAUUCACAUCUGUUAGAAUCAAAAUGGUUUGGUCAUUAAAGGACAAAAGAUAUAAUUGUGGAAAAGAUCAACCGACUUGUGGUCUUAUAUUUGUUUUAGAAGUGUCCGCUAGCGUGGACCUGUAGGACAUUACAGAAAAAGCAGAUGGGAUUUAGUGCUGUGCUUGAAACAAAACAGAAACGGAGUGCCACUUUAGGGUUAGAAACAUCUCAAAUGUAUUGUGUGUUUGAUUGUUACCUGUUAAGCUCCAUUAUGGCUCAUAAAUGUCUAGUUAGAAAGCAAUCAGAACUGCUCAGCAUUAUUGAACUAAUUUGAUUUGUUUUUGUUUUGUGUUACUUUGAUAUUAAGUUUUAUGGUCUUUUCAAAGAAAUGUUUGAAGUCCUAUAGCCGUUGUAAUGUCAAAUAAAUCGUCAAGAUAAGCUCCAUUUUCAUAGAUUAAAGUAAUGAAAUGUAUAUUUUACCUUUAUUUCUAUUUUGUGAGGUUGACACUUCUGUCUCUUCUCUGAGGUUUCUGUGACUGCAGCAGAUCUUCUAACCUCCUCAUGAAUCCUAAGAUUCUUUUGUAUUUCAGCAGCAUUAACAGAUUUGUAUCGUUUCUUCAUCCAAAUGAAAGUCCAAUUUGUUCUUGUAAAAUGCAUCUGCUAGCACUGUGAAAAUGUUUUUUACUCCAAACAUAAGACAGAAUCUGAUUUGUGCAUGAAGGUGUGUGAAUAGACUUUUUGUACACUUUGCAAAAAUGUGUUGUAUACUGUAGGUGUGCUUCUUUUUUUUACCUUUUGAAAGCAUUUCAACCAUUAACGUGUGCAUUCAUUGUUUUAUUUGUCUUGAGUGUUUUUGGGUUCGCUCUUAACCUACCAAAUAAAUUCUUGUGAGGCUGUACAGCUAAACAUGCCGAACACAAGAAAGCACUAACUGUAGAUUAUAAAAAUGACGAAUUAACGCAGAAUUAGUCGAGAUCAAAGUAAACCCGUUAUGCAUUUUCUGGUACUAAGCAGUUUGGUUGAUUGAGUUUGUUUGUGAUGAUGGACAGAUGGAUGCUGUGUACACAGACACUGAUGAUGAUGAUGAUGAUGAUCCUCAGCAGCAGCUCUGUAUACUGCACACUGUAUGUAGGCUUUAAAGAAGUCUUUUGUUUCUUUUCUGUGUACUUUUAAAGGCACGGAAAAUAUACAAGUUUUUCGCUGUAAUUUACUUUUUCUAUUUUGUAAAUACUCGUUGUGUUACCUUUAAAUCAUGACAUUUUUUGUUGUGCUGUUUAAAGCUCUGCUUAGUUGUUAUUUUUAAGACUGCUGGCAGGCAAAUGUAAUAUUUGUAGAGUUUGGUUUCAAAAUGCGAUCACCCCGUUUUUAAAAGUAUUCAAAAAUCAUGUUUUUUGUCUGUGGAUUCCAACUAAUAUCAAUUAAACUCCAGUUUAUUUGUUUUGAUUUCAGCCAUAAUAACUUAAACAAAUACAGCUAACUAACAUAAUAAAAAAAAUGAUUUUUGACAAAUUAAAAAGAACCAAACUUCCUUUGGUCAUUAGCAGACGGACACCUUUGAGCCUUAAUCCUCUGUGCAUUGACCGUCAGUGAGUUUUAUCCCCACAUCACACUCUUAAUGCCUUAAUAUUCCCUUCAGUCGCUCGUGAUGUGUGUGUCACUACAUGUUUUAUUGCCGUCAUGUUUCAUUCUAUUGGAGGUUUGGUAAUUAAACAGAGUCAUCUGAAUGUUUACACACAGAAGAUUUAUAGUUGAGUCUUUUUUUUUUACUGGAAUCUGUCCAUAUUCAUGAUCAUGAUGCAGUUUUUAACUUCCUGCUAAAUGUGUCUUACAGAAUUAAUAAAAACAAUUUUACCACAGUA